Diaporthe batatas is the source of this 1575-nucleotide messenger RNA. RefSeq lists its product as uncharacterized. NCBI's taxonomy places the organism in Eukaryota, Fungi, Ascomycota, Sordariomycetes, Diaporthales, Diaporthaceae. Gene Ontology annotation, cellular component: 90S preribosome; nucleus. Gene Ontology annotation, biological process: maturation of SSU-rRNA. The transcript has 2 exons. Bases 90 to 1529 code for a protein of 479 amino acids. The record is from RefSeq and is a predicted model, not a curated record.
GCUGCAUCUACCUACACACCCUCGACCGAUUUUACCAAGGUUGCGUACGAUUGGGCCUUGCGACAAGUAGGCACGACACCACCGACAGGAUGCCGAAGCGGAAGAGAGAUGAUCUUCAGGAGAAGCUGGAGCACCACAGCACGGUGCUCUCCCGCGCCCUGAAAGUUGCGAAGGGAUUCGAGAGACAGCGCAUGGCAAAACGGCAGCGCGAUCCCAAGUCGACCAGGGAAAAGAGAGCCAGGAUAGAAAAGGAGAUCGAGGUGUUGAAGUCAAUCGACCUCCACUCAGUCGCACACGCCCAUCUCUGUUCAGCCCUUCUAAAGAUCAAGGCUGUUGCCGAAUCCCCGAGACUGCCAGACGAAUUCAAGCAGGGUGUCCCAAAACCCGACAUCUCAGAAGAGGAGCGAGCGGCUUUGCAUAAUGUCACCAGUGGGCUCUGCAACCAGCCCAAGGUUCGGGCGACUCUGGACGCAGCCGUUGCCGACAUUUGCCAGGUGCUGCACGUACCAGUACCUGACAAAAAGGGUAAAUUAAAGAGAGGAGACAAGAAGAGCGAGUCGAAGACCAGCAAAGACACAGAGGAACAGGCCACCGAAAAGACCGUGAAGAAAGCAACGAAAGAGAUGGAGAAGGGCGAGGAGAAGAAGCCUGCCAAGAGCGAGACUCGGCGAGACGAUCCAUCAUCGGACGAUGAGGAUAGCGAAUGGGGUGGUCUCUCCGACGACGACGGAGCCGACGAAGAUGAAGAGCUAGUAGAAAAGGCCCUCGCGCAAUUUGAGGACAGAAUUGGGGGUUCUGAUUCUGAGGAAAACGCCAACUCUGACGACGAGGACGAGUACGAUACCGCAAACGAGGAACUCGACCCGAUGGAAAUCACAGACGAGUCCGCAUCGGAGGAUUCAGAGGGUGAUGAACCAGGCACGCAGGCCGGGCUGGAUGAGGAUGGUUCAACCGAUUCGGAGGAAGAAACUGGGUCUGAGUCAGAGUCUGAAUCCGAGUCCGAAUCUGGUUCUGAUUCUGAGGUCUCUGCGAUAUCCCCGCCACCCAAAGCUUCGCGAAAGGAUUCCAAGAAGGCAGAUGAAAUUCUCAAGCGGGGCGGCAUGCUCCCCAGCCUGAUGGGAGGGUACAUUUCGGGCUCAGAAUCCGAGGCGUCUGACAUCGACGUGGCGCCAGCCGCACGAAAGAACAGGAGAGGCCAGCGGGCUCGACAAGCCAUUUGGGAGAAGAAAUUCAAGGAAAAGGCCAAGCAUCUAAGCCUGGAGAAGUCCGGGCGGGACUCGGGGUGGGAUUUGAAGCGCGGUGCGGUAGACGGCAGCGAGAGGACGCCCUGGAAAAAGGGAAUCAAGACGCCGUUUGAGAGGAGGCCUGAUGGUCAGCAGGAGCACAGUGCCCCUGAGUCGAGCCGCCCAAGGCCGCCGCCGAAGAAGGACGAUGAAGGCCCGUUGCAUCCUAGCUGGGAGGCACGGAAGAAGGCGAAGGAGGCGCAACAGGCGGCUGCUUUCCAAGGCAAGAAGAUCACAUUUGAUUAAGAGAUACCCAUACUUGCGGGAGAAUUGAAGUCAUAAUUUGGAGAAA